AUGGCCUCCCCCCAAAAGCUCGACAAGGGCAAGAUCUACCUCGGCUCGUACCUGCUCGAACGAUUGGCGCAACUGGACGUGCGCACGAUCCAAGGUGUGCCCGGCGAUUUCAACCUCGCCUUCCUCGAUCUUGUAGAGGACCAUGAGCAACUCGAAUGGAUCGGCUGUUGCAACGAAUUGAAUUCGGCUUAUGCUGCUGAUGGCUAUGCGAGGGUCAAACAGGUCCGUCCAUUCGCUCUGGGUCGUUGAACCGGAAGUCCUCGGGCUGGGUGCGACCGAGAUCGGACUCUAGCAAGCUCCUCAGGUCAAAACAUCGCCAGCGGCAUCAGAAGCUGACCCUCAGAUCUCCAACCUGUGCUCGUCACACAGAGUCAAGCAUCUUACUCUGGAAAGGGGACUUCACGCAAGACGACCGGUGGCGUCAAAGGCUUCGCCGCUGUGAUCACUACCUUUGGCGUGAGUCAUAGCGCGCGCGCAGAUUCCCCAAGCGAGUUUGGGAGUUCUCACCCAACUUGCUUCUCAUACACUCAACAGGUCGGAGAACUCAGCGCGAUGAAUGGUAUUGCUGGAGCCUACAGCGAGCGCGUGCCUUUGCUCCACAUCGUCGGUCAGUUCGGGUCGCAUGAAGCAAAUCCUGCUACCAUCACAGAUCUCGGCGCUCAUACGCCCACGAUACUUGUCAUCGCAGGCGUACCAUCGACCAAAGCGCAAAAGGAAAAGUUUUUGUUGCACCAUACCCUCGGAGAUGGCCGCUACAACGCUUUCGAACGAGCUGCUGAGAGCAUCACCGCCGCGCAAGCCUUUUUGCAGACCACUGACGGAGCCUGCGACGAAAUUGACCGAGUAAUUCGUGUAGCGUUCGAGACGGCGCGUCCGACCUACCUGACCCUUCCGACCGAUCUCGUCUUCAGGUGAGCCAAGAGGCUUGAAUUCGUUUUUCAUUGUCCUCUCGAGCUGAUGGUGGCCGCUCUGCUCUCACAGUCCCGUCGAUGCAUCCAGGCUUGAAACGCCUGUCAUCCCCGACGGGUUCUCGACCAAAGAUAAGACGAUGCUUCCUUCGGGCGAAAAGAUCGACGACUCCAAGAUGAAGGUCGUCGACUUUGUCACCAAGGAGAUCACCCGUUUGUGGGACGCGGCCAAGAACCCGACGAUCCUCAUUGAUGCAUGCGCGAUCCGCUACGGUGUGACCCACCUCGUUCGCGAUCUCGUCGAAGCCACCCAGGUCAAGUACUACACCACGCCCAUGGGUAAAUCAGCGCUUGAUGAGGAUCCUUCGAAAGGGUUUGCCGGUGUUUACGUCGGAGAGAUUACGUGCGAGAGUGUGAAGGAAGCGUUCGAAAAGACCGACCUCAAGAUCUUUGUCGGCGCGCUUCAAAGUGAUUUCAACUCGGGAGAGUUCAGUCAAGUCAUCGGGGAAGAGGAAAAGAUUGAACUGUGAGUAUGGCUUCUGUGGUCCGGGAAGACCUUCCUCGAGGAACUGGCUGACGAUAUGAUCCAUACCAUGGUUGCGCAGUCAUUCUGAUAGGGUGUCGGUGCAAUACGCCAACUACCCUACUGGUAAGCUUUAAAUAGACGAUUGCAUAUCAUGUGCUGUGACUAAUUACAUAACUGCGUGGUCGCACACAGUCUCGUUCCACACCAUCUUGCCAGCUCUCGCCAAGAGUCUCAAGCCAAAGAAGGUCGAAGAGACAGACGCCUCGGCAGGCCAGGCGUUCAAGAUCCCGGACAGUCCUGCGGACGAGAUGGUCACCCAAGCUGCGUUCUGGCCCAUGUGGGGCAAGUUUUUGCAAGAGAAUGACAUCAUCCUCACCGAGACGGGCACCUCCUCGUUCGGUUUCCUUGAUGUGCCCUUGCCCAAGGGCGCGACGUACAUCUCGCAGACGCUUUAUGGCGUAAGUCUGGGGCUCAGGCUUCACUCAAAUAUAGAAUACUAAGUUCCAUCUUGCCUCAUGUGUUACAGUCAAUUGGGUGGGCUGGCGGAGCAUUGCUCGGUGCUUGCCUGGCCGCCAGGGAGGCCGGCUUUCCUCGCAGAACCCUUCUCUUCAUCGGCGAUGGCUCGCUCCAAUUGACCGUACAAGACAUCUCGACCAUGCUGCGUCAUGAUCUCAAGCCUAUCAUCAUCCUACUCGAUAAUGAUGGUUACGUGAUUGAACGCAAGAUUCACGGCGAGGACAGGGUCUAGUGAGUCCUUCUUGUCACCUGUGGCGCCUCCAAAUCUCCUGUUCCUGAUUUUCGCUGGGCACCCCAUCUUCCCGCCUUCUAAGCAACGACAUCGCAACGUGGAAAUGGCAAGAGAUGCUCUCCUUUUUCAACGGCAACAACAUCCCGACGCGCUCGUACCUCGCCCAGACUCGGGGCGAACUCGAGUCGAUCCUCGCCGACGAUCAAUUCGCCAAGGCGGACGUGUUCCAGUUGUUGCAGGUCAAGAUGGACCGUCAAGAUGCGCCGGCGGCGCUGCUUCGUCAGGCCAAGUUGAGUGAGAAGCUCAAUAGUUCGUAGAACUGUGCUGGUGACCCGAGCGGAGUUUAUCCGGAGGUGGAUCGCUCAAUUUUUCCGGAAUUUUUCCGGAAUGCGCUUCGGAUAGAGCUUCUAGAUUCGAUGUAUUAUUUUAUAUCUGCUUGUGCACAUAACAUAGUUUCUUGUUCUCAAGUGAAUGUCUUCGACCGCGCGCCACCAACUUGGACCAUGCUAGCGCCAACGCAUGUCUUGGCAGGCGGCACCCAAGCCCCCCCCCCCCGCCCCCCACCCAGCCCCACCCGGUCCAAGCGCGAGCGACACGUCUCCUCGCGUGCAGUCCAGCCCUCUCCUCUCUCCACUCACUCUCCUUUCCACCCACCCACAACCACCAAUCCAGGAAGGUCUACUACAGCAAUGUAAGCACUCUCUAACUUGAACUCUCCUUCCCAUGCCCCAACUGAACUGGACCGCUCGAUUCCCUACCAUACAAACGCAGGUCCCCGAUCUCGGACACGUUCCUCACCUCCCUAUCCAACACGCUCGGUAUCGUCGCCGUGUUGUUGAUCGUGGUGUUUCAAUUCGUUGAAGUGAAUGCAAAGAGGGAGAAUGAGAGGGAGCGCAAGUGA
Microbotryum saponariae is the source of this 3083-nucleotide messenger RNA. The record is from the annotation of a GenBank genome assembly. NCBI's taxonomy places the organism in Eukaryota, Fungi, Basidiomycota, Microbotryomycetes, Microbotryales, Microbotryaceae.